Molecule: messenger RNA, 711 nt
Organism: Lathyrus oleraceus (garden pea)
Lineage: Eukaryota; Viridiplantae; Streptophyta; Magnoliopsida; Fabales; Fabaceae
Exons: 4
Coding region: 1-711 (236 amino acids)
Source: RefSeq, a predicted model, not a curated record
AUGGUUGCUAAGGGGUCGACGUGCAUCAAGUUUGAAAGCGGACUGCAUCCUGAGAUCAAACAGGAUGUUGGUUACCAGGAGAUUCGCCGAUUUCCUAUGCUGGUGAAUAAGUAUAGGAUAUAUGAUGAGGACAUCAUGGCUCGUUUUGUUCACUAUAAGAGUCUUAGUGAGAAGAAAGGGAAGAAUCAGUAUCAUAGCAAGUCGUAUAAUGCCUCGACUGAUAAAGGGAAGCAUAGAGCUUCAAAUGAGAAAAAGCUAAGUAUGGGAGACACUUCCACUUCUAUUAAGUGUGGAAAGUUAGGCCACCAUGCUAAUGAAUGCAAGAAUAAGUUGCUAAGUAUUUCGUUGAUUGCUAUUAUUCACACGGGUGCAAUACAUUCUUUUAUUUUUCUUGAUUGUGCCGAGAGAUUGGGUUUGAAAUUGUCGGCUAUGGUUGGGAAUAUGGUUAUCGAUACCCGAACUAAUGGUUUGGUGACGAUGUCGUGGGUAUGGUUGAAUUUUCCACUAAAGAUCUACGGGUCGUCCUUUUCCAUGUGCAGCAUGUGCUGCAACACUGGGGCCCAGAUUUUUUGGGGGCCUAAUUUUUUUGUAACUACAAAGAUUCGGAUCUCCCCACUAAUUGAACCGGCUUUGACCAUUGUAAAUUACCAAGGAUUAGCCGAAAAACACGGAGUCCUUAGUAAAAGCUUCUUCGAUAAUUCCACCACCUAA